CGCCUUGCCUCCGCUUCGGCCGCCGCUCCCCUGGCGCCCAGCGCUCUGCGCGGCCUUCGGCUCUCGAAAUACUCCGCGCCGCACCCUGUGCUGAGCGCUGCGGCCCCUCCGAGGUCGCCAAAGCGGGAGAUGACAGAGACUCGGAACCCGCUUUCCCUGGGCAGAGUGUAAGAGUGCCAAGUUUCCAGACCUCAGCCGGGUGUCCAUGGCCAGGAUCAGAUUCUCCUACGCGUGGCCGGCAUCCCGGUGCUGCGCCGUGCCCGCGGUGAGCCCCUUCGCUCGCCAGCGGGUCGCCUGGCUGGGAUUCGGCCUCGUAGCUUUUCUGCUGCUGCUCGUCGCCGUCGUGGACCUGUGGCGCUGGGACCCUGCCUCGUCUCAGGACGCGCAGUACGAGAGGUAUCUGGCCCGAGUUGGAGACUUAGAAGCUACAGACACGGAAGAUGAGACUUUGAAUUACGGACUCGUCGUAGACUGCGGGAGCAGUGGAUCCAGGAUCUUUGUUUAUUUCUGGCCUCGCCAUAAUGGGAAUCCUCACGACCUGCUGGAUAUCAAGCAGAUGAGAGAUCGCAACAGCCAACCCGUAGUUAAGAAAAUCAAACCAGGGAUCUCGGUGAUGGCAGAGACUCCAGAGCACGCCAGCGAUUACCUCCGCCCUUUGCUGCGUUUUGCGGCCGCUCACGUGCCCGUGAAGAAGCACAAGGAAACGCCUCUCUACAUCCUGUGUACGGCGGGCAUGAGACUGCUGCCAGAGAGGCAGCAGCAGGCAAUCCUGAUCGAUCUAGUGAAAGAUUUACCUUCGGAGUUCGAUUUCCUCUUCUCACAGUCUCAAGCAGAAGUCAUCUCUGGGAAGCAGGAAGGGGUCUACGCUUGGAUUGGGAUCAACUUUGUUUUGGGAAGAUUCGAUCACGAGGAUGAGGCAGACGACGUGGUGUCCCAGGGGGAGCCGGCUGGUCGCAGGAGGACAGUAGGCGUGCUAGACAUGGGAGGAGCCUCUCUCCAGAUUGCUUAUGAAGUUCCCACCUCCGCCUCCGUCCUUCCUCCAGAUCAGGAGGAGGCUGCCAAGAACCUGCUGGCCGAAUUCAACCUGGGCUGUGAUGCCCAGCACACCGACCAUGUGUACAGGGUAUACGUCACCACUUUUUUGGGCUUCGGGGGCAACUUUGCCCGGCAGCGAUAUGAAGAACUCAUGCUGAAUGAAACCCUUACCCGAAAUCGGUUGCUGGGCCAACAAACAGGUUCCAGCCCAGAAAGUCCGGUCCUGGACCCUUGCUUGCCGGUGGGACUCGCGGACGUGGUGGAGAGGAACGGUCAGGUCCUGCACAUCCGGGGCAGAGGAGACUGGACGGCCUGCGCGGACGAGCUGCACCCACUGCUCUCCCGCCCCAACGCCAGCCAGGCUUCCCUCAACGGGAUCUACCAGUCCCCCAUCAACUUCACCAGCAGCGAGUUCUACGGCUUCUCCGAGUUCUUCUACUGCACGGAGGACGUGCUGCGCAUCGGGGGCCGCUACCACGGCCCGACCUUCGUCAAGGCCGCCCGGGAUUACUGUAGCAUGUCGUGGCCCGUCCUAACGCAGAGGUUCAAGAAUGGCCUCUUCUCCUCACACGCGGACCAACAUCGCGUCAAGUAUCAGUGUUUUAAAUCAGCCUGGAUGUACCAGGUCCUUCAUGAAGGAUUCCAUUUUCCUUAUGAUUAUCCAAACCUGCGAACGGCCCAGUUGGUGUAUGACCGAGAGGUGCAGUGGACGCUGGGAGCCAUUCUGUAUAAAACACGUUUCUUACCUCUCAGGGAUCUCCGGCAGGAGAGCGUCCGGCAGGGCCACGGCGGCUGGUUCCGUCUCUCCUUCGUGUACAACCAUUAUCUUUUCUUUGCCUGCAUCCUGGUGGUGUUCCUGGCUAUCAUCCUGUAUCUCCUGCGACUGCGGCGGAUUCACCACCGGCAAGCCCGGUCCUUAGCCCCGAUAGAUCGGUGGAUAGGGGAGGUGGCACCUUUGAUAGGGGUUCAGGUGGGGCCGUGACGCCCACAGCGUUGCCAGGGCUGAAGCGGGAGCCGCCCGGAACCGCAGGACGUUCGGCUCUCGCGCCUCCUGCCCCAGCCCCACGUGCUGCCUCGACGGUGUGGUCACCUUCCACCUCUGCGGCAGCGCUGUGAACUCCUCUCCCCUCGCCGAAGCCAGAACUUAGCCCGUGAAGAAUCGUACCUUAAAGUGAAAGACUACACGCCUGGUGCUACUACAGGCCCCCAGCUUCGAUUUCGAUACGGCCGCGGACCAGCUGAGCCUCCGGGCGACGGAAACGGCGCGGGCCAGCUCGGCGCUUGUCCGGAGGACCCCGACUCUGCCCCCGGCCCAUCUUGCUGCUAGAGAAAUGUGGCUCCUCGAGAAUCAGAGCCCAUAUCUAAGGGGUCCGGGGGAGGUUUGGACCAAACUCGACCUGCUCCCCGUUUUGGCAGUUUAAGAGCUUUCUCUACCGAUUUACCUCACGGGUCGGGCCUGGGCAUUAUUACUGCAUCUUGAGCCUCUGAGUGGCCGACCAGAACUGGAACGGGAGGCACAGGAAUUUGUUUUCUCUUUGCUACAAGGCCUCGUUUCGCUCCCAGGUGGGAGAAAUGAACCAAGAACAGAGGAAGAUGUGCGUGAAAGGGAGAAACGCGGUGGCCAGGCCGUGGAACGGGACCAUAAAAUGCUGGACGUUGUUUUAGUUUCGGCCUUCAGGAUGGUGGCAGGUCCCACCCCAGAGGGUCCGUGGACUGAGAUGUCAGUAGGAGACAAAUCCAAAGUUCGGCAGCGGCGGCGGCAUUUCCCAGAUGAGGAGAAAGAAAACGGCUUUACUUAAUUUUGAUCCCUUCAGAGCCUCCUUUUCUUUCCACACAGACUUUUGCCUAUAAAACUUACCGUUUGCUCAAACCACCCCCUUCUGCCACCUCAGCCUUCUCUUGCCAUAAUCCGUUGUUCCUUCUGACGUCUGAAGUCUAGGGAGCAAAGCGUCCUUUCAUCAAUUUUGAAAGAGCAGGAAGAACCGAGGAGAGAGCAGUGCAGCCCCUCAAAAGAGAGAACACACUAAACCUGGAAGUAUGAACGUCUCGCUGAAACGCAAGGGAGACGGUUUCAUAAUCCCACUCAGAAUGGAUCCAAGAUGGAAGCGUGAUUCUCCAAGAGCACGAUUUGCCGCGUGAGAGGGCAAGGGUCCAGUGACAUCUAGGGCAGGGGUCCAGUUGCUCCUCAGUUGGGGAGUUUCCUAGUUUUCCCUAGGCAGUUUAAAAUUAGUCUGGUGCUGGAGACUUCCCAGCUUCCUUGGAAAGAUCUUUCCACAUUCCUGCUCUCACAGUAUUUCCUCAGUUCUACCUUUGCCUAAUUUAUACAUAGUGUUGCCUUUGUGUAUGUGCUUUUCCCAUGUCAUCUUAGUCAUUGGUUAAUCAGGCCAAAUCGAUUUCGCAGAAUCUUGUCGGUCUCACCAGCCCUAAGUUCAUUUCCAGUGGUCCAGUCCGGAUACACUGGGCUUGCUCGGGGUUUUGGUUCUUUUUAUUUUUAAACGCAAUGGGACCCGACUCUAGUAGCCGUGCCCGGUAAUGGUUAUCAUAAUGUUGAUGAUUCUCUGAGACUCGUCUAAGAUUAAUAACGCAGGGCCUGAGCCUAUCAAAGAUGUCUCUCUGGAUAUGUAAACGCCUCCAUCCACUUUCCUGGAUGCACCGAGUUGCUGGUCGCCAUUCCCCCUGGCUUCUACCAACCUUCUUUCCACUUGGACCACGAUCACUGGUAUGACGCUUGGAUGACAGAGAAAUACUAUCUCGUAUCGAAGUAUCUUUCUAAAGAAUUGAAAGCACGGCCCUAUUACCUCAUUAUUUUUCCUGUGAGGUAGGGAUCGGUAGGAGGAGGCAAGUAUUAUUAGUCCCCUUUUAUAUGGGGAAACGGAAGCACGGACACUGACGCUUGCCCAGUGACAAAUAGCCAGUUGGUAGUGUGUCUGGCCAGGAUUUCUAGUCCAGGGCACAUUCCACUUAGCGUUUUGAAAUGUUUUUCAGAUUACGUUUUCAAGCCUUUUAAUUCCCAACCCCCCCCCCUCCCCCCCAUCUGUUUGCCCUUGCUAGUGUUCGCCACAUUUUUUCAAUGACACCCCUGUGGUUCUUGUCCCGGUGUGGUACGUAAAAACACUUGGGAAGGAAGAGCGGCAUCUCCGGGUUAUUCCGGAACAAUCCACGAAACAAGGAAGCUGUACCUGCCCCUUCGUCUCCCAGCCACCCCGUCCUCCGAAUCCGGCUUUCCAAAUUGUAGAAUAAAGUUGAAACUUUUGCAGUGUCAAAACAA
Ornithorhynchus anatinus (platypus) is the source of this 4303-nucleotide messenger RNA. It is a transcript of the gene ENTPD7, whose product is annotated as ectonucleoside triphosphate diphosphohydrolase 7. Bases 206 to 2017 code for a protein of 603 amino acids. Gene Ontology annotation, molecular function: nucleoside diphosphate phosphatase activity. Gene Ontology annotation, biological process: nucleoside diphosphate catabolic process. NCBI's taxonomy places the organism in Eukaryota, Metazoa, Chordata, Mammalia, Monotremata, Ornithorhynchidae. The transcript is spliced from 13 exons. Gene Ontology annotation, cellular component: membrane. The record is from RefSeq and is a predicted model, not a curated record.